AUGCCCAGAAGGCAGAAGAAGACAGCUAAGGUAGUUACAGGAGUGAUGGCACUGUGCAUGGUUGUUUACAUCACAGGACCGUCUCUGUAUUGGCACCUUAACGAAACCAUUGCGGAGUCUUUCCACUUCUCUUGUCCUCCUUGUCUCUGUGACUGUUCUUCUCAGCCUCUCCUCUACAUCCCUGAAGGAUUGAGCAAUCAUAGUUUCUUGGAUUGUAUGAGACGCGAGGAAGGGACUGAAGAGAACGAGAGUAGUUUCACGGAUAUGGUGGCUGAAGAGCUGAAGCUAAGAGAAGCACAAGCUCAGGAAGACGAAUGGCGUGCAGACAGGUUGCUGUUAGAUGCUAAGAAAGCAGCGUCUCAGUAUCAGAAAGAGGCUGAUAAGUGCAGCAUGGGUAUGGAGACUUGUGAGCAAGCAAGAGAGAAAUCAGAGGCGACCCUUGACGAGCAGAGAAGACUAUCUUACAUGUCGGAGCUUCAAGCUCGGCAAAGCGGAUGGAAAGAAACACCUAAUGUCGUUUCCUCUGAUCUAUCUAACUAG
Eruca vesicaria subsp. sativa (arugula) is the source of this 540-nucleotide messenger RNA. Lineage: Eukaryota; Viridiplantae; Streptophyta; Magnoliopsida; Brassicales; Brassicaceae. The record is from the annotation of a GenBank genome assembly.